Messenger RNA from Saxophila tyrrhenica, 1185 nucleotides. RefSeq lists its product as uncharacterized. The coding region runs from base 1 to 1185 and encodes 394 amino acids. The record is from RefSeq and is a predicted model, not a curated record. Gene Ontology annotation, biological process: negative regulation of gene expression via chromosomal CpG island methylation; protein ubiquitination. Gene Ontology annotation, molecular function: ubiquitin protein ligase activity. The transcript has a single exon. Lineage: Eukaryota; Fungi; Ascomycota; Dothideomycetes; Mycosphaerellales; Extremaceae.
AUGGCUGAAGCGAAAGUCAAACUCGAGCGUGACGACACGCCUAUGACAGACGUCGAUGACUGGACACUUGUGGACGUACCUGCCGUGGACCCAGCAACGACAAAGCUACAGAUGGACCACAUCAAGACUGAACGCGAAAGUCUUAAGCAAGUGUUGAUCAAGAGCAAACAAACGAAAGGUUUCCCGAACCCCACGCAGGAGCAGUUGGGAUUGCUCAAGCGACUGGACGACUUUUUGGUGUGGCUUGAAUUGAAACUGCACAUGACGCCAGAAGUGGAACGUGAGACCAAAGUUGGCAGCUUUGUCAACCAGGUCUAUAACCCUAUGCUGUGCCUGCCCCAAGCGUAUGCCGCAAAAGUGGAAGCGCUACACAAGACGUGGCUGGCGUCCAAUUGGGGGGAGGUUAAGAAAGAAGUCAAGAGGGAAUCUGACUCUGAUUCGGCGGUGGAAGGCAGCGAGUCCCCACCCAAGCGAGCUCGUGCUUCCGCCCCUGGAUACACAACAUCGCACCUCCCUCCCCCACAAGACCCUCUCUGGGGUCUCAACGGCAUUAUGCACGGCAUCGCCAUCAGGACCGGCGCGGACGGAAGAAGGAGCAACUUUACGGAUCCACGUUACAAGAGAGAGAAGCGUGAAGCUAAAGUCUUCGGCCAUAACGGCCUUGAGAAUGGCGCUUGGUAUCCAUUUCGACUGAAUGCGAUCUUUCACGGAGCACACGGGGCUUCGCAAGCUGGAAUCUCCGGCGAUUUGCAAACAGGAGCCUAUUCUAUCGUAGUUUCCAAUCUUUACCACGAGUUUGACGAAGAUCUCGGUAACACCAUAGUUUACUGUGGAGCUGGAGGCAACGACAACAUCGAUCCUAACAGAGCGGCGAAGUCUACGGGCACGGAGGCCUUGCGAGCAUCCCGUCAGAAUGGACAGAGCGUGCGGGUUCUGAGAACAGCGAGCGGACGUUCUGCUUGGGCACCGCGUGCCGGCCUUCGAUAUGAUGGGCUCUAUCGAGUUGUUUCUGUAAACAACACUCAGCGUAACCGCUUAGGCGGUAUGGUCGAGACUUUCAAGUUGGUUCGAUUGGACAAUCAGCAGCCCAUUGAUCUAUCACGACCAACGGCACAAGAAGUCAGGGACCUAGAACGCGUACCUUCGACGACGAUUGGAGCAAGCUGGACUAGUAAAAGGGAGUAG